Molecule: messenger RNA, 6310 nt
Organism: Xyrauchen texanus (razorback sucker)
Lineage: Eukaryota; Metazoa; Chordata; Actinopteri; Cypriniformes; Catostomidae
Product: zinc finger protein 16-like
Exons: 3
Coding region: 689-2257 (522 amino acids)
Biological process (GO): regulation of transcription by RNA polymerase II
Molecular function (GO): DNA-binding transcription factor activity; RNA polymerase II cis-regulatory region sequence-specific DNA binding
Source: RefSeq, a predicted model, not a curated record
UUCUUUCUUUUUCUCCCCAGUUUGGCAUGCCCAUUUCCCAAUACGCUCUAAGUCCUCGUCGUGGCGUAGUGACUCGCCUCAAUCCAGGUGGUGGAGGACGAAUCUCAGUUGCCUCUGCUUCUGAGACCAUCAACCCAUGCAUCUUUUCACAUGGCUUGUUGAGCGCGUUACCGUGGAGAUAUAGACAGUGUGGAGGAUUUACACUCAUCUACGCGGCAUCCACACACAACUCACCACAUGUCCCACCGAGAGCGAAGCACAUUAUAGUGACCACGAGGAGGUUACCCUAUGUGACUCUACCCUCAACUGUGCCAAGUAGGUUGAUUUGGAGACCUGGCUGGAGUCGCUCAGCACACCCUAUUUUCAAACUUGCGACUCCAGUGGUGGUAGUCACUCGCUUAGCUUCCCAGACUCCUUUGAAAUGGCUGUUUCUUGCACUGUUUUCCAGCAUUUUUGGGGUGCUCCCCACAUGCAGAAUCUACAGCCCCACGGCAAAAGCAAACAUAUUUUCCCGAGCUAUGAAUGUCCGUUUGCAGUCUGAUUUGUACAUCUUUCAAAUGAGUUUGUCCUUGCGGGCGGAACACAACAACAUCCAGCGGUCGUUGUUUUCCUCUGAGUCGUUAUUAUUCAGACAUAAAAAAUCUACAUUGGAUCACACAAUCAAAGGUGCCCUCAAGGUGACGGGACAAUGUCAGAAGCCCUUUUUCUCACAUUCCAGUCUCAGCUCUCCGUUGUCAUGGAGACCAUCCUCAAAUCAGCCAUGUUUGAGAUAACCAGGCUGGUGGAGGACAGCUUCCUAGAGGAAGUUGGUCGUUGUAAACAGGAGGUAGAACUUUUGACACUAAGGCUGCAGUUGUCUGAGAGUAAACUGAGGGAAAGAGAAUGGGAAUGGGGGAGAAAGUGCACAGACUGUGGCCGAACAGGAGACUCCAGCACCAGAGAAGAGAGCCGACCUGUAGAGACAGUUCGAGGCCUAACCCUGAGAGAUCAGUCUACCAAUGGACCUCCAUUGACUGAAGACACAUGGAGUACUAGACAGCAACAGGAGUCUAACAUAAACACAGCAACACACUCACUUUCUAAAGAGAAGCGUGAUGUACACAGACAGAGUGCUAAAGAGCUCACCCCACCUCACACAAACGCCAAUGCACAGAUCCCUCAGGAUGUUCUACAGAGACUUCUGGGCAAUGCAGCUGUUCAUUGUGAGUCCACUAGUGACUUUAGAUCCAGAGUGUGUGAUGUAGACAAAUCUGAAAAGGACUUCACUCUUGAUAAGGAAAUGGACUUAAAUUACUCAAGACUUUUACAAAGUCCUUUGGCUGAGGAUAGGCAUGAGGAUUUGGCACUGUCUUCACCAAACAGUAGAGUAAAAUCAGAGACAGUGCUGGAUCUUCAACCAGUCAAGGAGGAGGAAGAGAUGGUUCCGGUGUGGGAAAGCGAUAGAGAUGACUGUUGCCAUGCAGAAAUGGCUGAUCCAAGUCUUGGAGUGCUCAGAGGGUCUAGUGAUCAGGAGGAGAAACAGGUAGAAAGCUUUCCAAGUCUAAACUCUCUCGAAAUGCCAGACGGCGCCUCAUUUUUCACACCUUAUUCAGUGAACACAUUGGUACAUCAAGGUAUUAGGGCACAACAUUUAAGUAAUUUAAGCACAACAGAGCUGGUGCUAUCCAGCUUACCAGGAAGGUCAAAUUCACUUGUCCAACAAGAAAACAGACCAACUCUUGGUUCAGAAAUUUCUGUCCCCUGUUCUCAUGAUGAUGUUUGUCCAAGCAGGAAAAAAAUCAGCCACUCACAACACGCAAAGCGUGAACAAAUCCAUGCAGAAAGAUCCCACCGUUGCACCCAUUGUGGGAGAACUUUUGUGAGAGCUUGUGACCUCAGGGCUCAUAUGCUUAUCCACAAAGGAAAGAAACCUCUAAAUUGUACCCAGUGUGAUCAGACGUUUGCAUACAACUUUGAGCUCAAGGUUCACCAGCAACACCACUCAGGGGAGAGACCUCACGUCUGUCCACACUGCGGCAAGGCCUUUGCUCGGCUGAGCAACUUCAAGCAGCAUCAGAACAUCCACACACGGGAGAAGCUCUUCAGUUGUAAUCAAUGCGGGAUGAGGUUCAAUCGAGCCACCAACUUGCGAGUCCAUCUCAGAAGACACAGCCACGCGGGGAAGACUUAUAAUUGCCCUCAGUGUGGAAAGAGCUUUCUGGGUCCCAGGCAAAUGAAGGCUCAUUUACUGAAAAUCCAUGGAAGAGGAGGGAAAUAAAUCCAUCUACAUUUCAACUUAAGAAACUCAACAUUCAUAAUCUUAUUUGACUUCAAAUUCAAUUUGAACUGAUCCUCAAUUGGUCUGAUGUUUACAUGCUAUCAGUGGUGUGCCCUGUUGGGGUAUAUUAAAAUAUCCCCUGUCCACACAUGUUUGAUCCUUGAGAAUGGAAACUCCCUUUUACUAUUUGACCCAAAUCCCAUACCUGAAUCCAGCGACAUUAUAAUACACCCAUAUAGAGCUAGGAGUGGUGAUUGCUCAGGGUGAGCCAAACUACAGUUGCAACCAGGCACACAAGCAGCAGAAAGAACAUUGGUGGACAUAACAUGCUGUAAAUAAUAUGAACAAUCCAUUUGCAAUAAUUUACAUCUUAAAGACACCUAAGCACCUGUAAAGCACCAGGACAAAUCCUUAUGCAUGGAUCUUUUAAAUAAUAUAUUAAUACUAAAUGAAAACAAUAAAAAAAUUUUAGCAGUUAGUUUGCUACUUCAAUUUCCACAACUAUAUAAGAUUCCCUAUAGUUUCAAGACCCCUAGCUUUUAUAGAGUGCAACAGUCUGGUUCCAGAAGUAAAUAUCCUAUUCAUGUUUUCUAUUGGUGAAGUGAUUAAUAAUGAUAACUUAUAAACCUUUUAAGACAGGCCUACCAUGAGCUCAGAGCUUCCUUGAUGGUAUAGAGCUUAUUCACAGUAGCGCCAUCUUUGAUUUUUAAUGGGAAUGAAAACAAGGCUAUGAGGGACAUACUUAUCUCUUCAAUGGCACGUACAGUACAAAGCAGUAUAAAGCUUCUAGAUCACAUCUGAUUUUUCACAACCCAUGUUGUCUGGAGUUCUUUGUAUACUGAAUGGAAAGAUAUUUUUAUGUUUUAUGUUUUGAUCACAGAAUGAUCCAUAAAAACUUUAAACUGCAGGACAGCCCAGUUAAGAGACUGUACAUCUGUCCCUCAAAGCCUUGUUGUUAUUCCCGUCAAUAAUCUAAGAUGGCGCUAGUGUGAAUAAGGUCUAUUUGCUUCUGUUGAAGUUAACAAUCUGCAUGAUUUCAACUUCAUUUUUUUAAUAUUGUGUUUACUAGUGCUUUUUACUGAUAAAGAACUACAUAAUCCAUAUUCCAGCACAGAAAGAUCCACCAAUCUGAGAAUCUCAUCCAAUAAAAUACACCGAAAGAGCCUAGUAGCAACCUUCCAUUCCCAUGACGCACUGUAAAUGACGUCAGUAUGUACACAUUUUUGUACCUUUUGUCUUUUUGUCUGAUUUUCAAAUACUUUUUUGUUUCAAAUCAAAGUUUGAAAUUAUGUCAUUUACCUUAUGAAAUCCCUAUGGAUAAUGUGAAUGGGAUAAAUACAGUUGAAGUCAUAACUUUACACACACUUAGGUUGAAGUCAUUUUUACUCACUCCACAGAUUUAAUAUUAGCAAACUAUAGUUUUGGCAAGUCGUUUAGGACAUCUACUUUGUUCAUGACAUGAGUCAUUUUUCCAACAAUUGUUUACAGACAGAUUGUUUCACUUUUAAUUGACUAUAUCACAUUUCCAGUGGGUCCGAAGUUUACAUACAUCAAGUUAACUGUGCCUUUAAGCAGCUUAGAAAAUUUCAGAAAAUUAUGUGAAGCCUUUAGGCAAUUAGCUUCUGAUAGGAAGUGUACUGAAUUGGAGGUGAACAUGUGGAUGUAUUUUAAGGCCUACCUUCAAACUCAGUGCCUCUUUGCUUGACGUCACGGAAAAAUCAAAAGAAAUCAGCCAAGACCUCAGCAAAAAGAAUUAUGGCCCUCCACAAGUCUGGUUCAUCCUCAGGAGCAAUAUCCAAAUGCUUGAAGGUACCACGUUCAUCUGUACAAACAAUAGUACGCAAGUAUAAACACCAUGGGACCACGCAGCCAUCAUACCACUCAGUAAGGAGACGCAUUCUGUCUCCUAGAGAUGAAAGAAGUUUGGUGUGAAAAGUGCAAAUCAAUCCCAGAACAACAGUAAAGAACUUUUUGAAGAUGCUGGAGGAAACAGGUAGACAAGAAUCUAUAUCCACAGUAAAACGAGUCCUUUAUAGACAUAACCUGAAAGGCUUCUCAUCAAGGAAGAAGCCAGUGCUCCAAAACCACCAUAAAAAAACAAGACUGCCGUUUGCAAGUGCACAUGGAGACAAAGAUCUUACUUUCUGGAGAAAUGUCCUCUGGUCUGACGAAACAAAAUUGGAACCUUUUGGCCAUAAUGACCAUCGUUUUGUUUGGAGGAAAAGGGUGUGGUUUGUAAGCCGAAGAACACCAUCCCAACCAUGAAGCAUGGGAUUGGCAGCAUCAUGUUGUGGAGGUGCUUUGCGGCAGGAGGGACUGGUGCACUUCACAAAAUAGAUGGCAUUAUGAGGUUGGAAAAUAAUGUGUACAUAUUGAAGCAACAUCUCAAGACAUCAGCCAUGAAGGUAAAGCUCGGUCACAAAUGGGUCUUCCAAAUGGACAAUGACCCCAAACAUACCUCCAAAGUUGUGGCAAAAUUGCUUAAGUUCAACAAAGUCAAGGUAUUGGAGUGGUCAUCACAAAGCCCUGACCUCAAUAUGAUAGAAAAUCUGUGGGCAGAACUGAAAAAUUGUGUGCAAGCAAGUAAAACCUGACUCAGUUACACCAGUUCUGUCUGGACGAAUGGGCCAAAAUUUCAGCAACUUAUUGUGAGAAGUUGUGGAAGGCUACCCAAAUGUUUGACCCAAGUUAAACAAUUUAAAGGCAAUGCUACCAAAUACUAACAAAGUGUAUGUAAACUACUGACUCACUGGGAAUGUGAUGAAAGAAAUAAAGCUGAAAUAAAUCACUCUCUACUAUAAUUAUGACAUUUCACAUUCUUAAAAUAAAGUAGUGAUCCUAACUGACCUAAGACAGUGAAUGUUUUCUACAAUUCAACGUCAGGAAUUGUGGUUUAAAUGUAUUUGGCUAAGGUGUAUGUAAACUUCUGACUUCAACUGUAAUUCCGUAACCAGGACGGCUGAAAAUGUAGGACCGUAACGCUCUAUUUAGAAUCAGAAUGAUUGAAUUACUUCAACAGAAAUUGUUUUGCUGUUGUAUUAUCAAUGUAAAAUAAUUUUUAUAUUUUAUAUAAUGUUUUUGUGUGCCCUCAAUAUCAUAUCUGCUAAUAAUAUUUUAGUAUAAUUUUAUGCAAAUGAUGCCCUGGCAUUCUAAAUUGUGAUCUAUAAAACUUAAUUGUCAAUUCAAAACAUAUCUUGAAAAUAUAAAAAAAGUAAAAUAAGUAUUGAUGCAACAUUCAAAGUAUUCUGUUGAGAAAAAGUAAAUUAACUUUUAAGAUUUGCUGAUUGAGCAAUGACUGCAGCUAAACACACUAUAUUCCAUAGAAAUCCAUUUCACCCACUUCAGUCAUUUUUCCAUUGUACCUCAUUGUAUUUCAUAGUAUUAUGCCUUGAUUUUUGUCUUGAAGUGAUUGUUAUGGGACAACUGCUCCUGGGUAGAAUAACACUAACAAAAUAACACCAAUUUCUUACAUGUACUUUGUAUACCUGCCUAAUGAUGUAUUAAUGGAGGCCCAAGUCUUUACUAAUUACUAUUUAGUAUUUGCUGGAAAAAAUACAUAAAUAAUGUUUUUAUUAUUUCGUUUUUUUUGAAGAAAGGUUCAAUCAAACUGACCAAAAUAUUAAGAAUAGGCACAUCAGAUUCAAGUGAUCCUUAGCAAAAAGGACAUUAAAUGAUGGAAUUGAAAACUUUUUUUGACAAAAGCAGUGCAUGUAAGCAAGAUGUGUUCAAAAAGACUUUAAAUUAUAGAGACAUUUAAUUUGAUAAUUGUUGUUUAUUUAGAUCUUUUUUAUUAAUUUGACUUAAAUGGAGAAAAUGUCACCAAUGUGACACUGAAACAAGACUACAGAUAUUUCUAAAAUGUUUACAAACAAACCUUCUGCACUUCAUAUGAAAUAUCGUCUUAAAUGAAUUUUGUCUCAGCUGUAUUAUAGCAGACCUGAUAUAUGUCUUUAAUAAAAAAAAAUAAACAGACAUAGAAAAAUAAAGUGAUCUUUGCAUUAUUCAGCCAGUAAACAAUAUAUACAGUGCAUCCAGAAAGUAUUCACAACGCUU